AUGUCCAAUGUUUCCGUGGAUAGAAGCAUCAGACAGCAAGAGAUCAAAAAGGGACUGCAGUUUAUACAGUCUACGUUACCCUUCCCCGGGACACAAGAGCAAUAUGAGGUAUUCCUACGAGAGCUUGUCAAGAACCUGUUUAACGAAGGGAAUGAUACGUACCGAGAGGGCGACUGGGACGGGUCACUGAACCACUACUCCGAAGCUUUAAACAUCGCAGAUUAUGCCAAUAGCGAGGGAAUCCACAUCUCCGACGAAAUAAUAGAGAGGAUGCACGUGAACCGUAUAGCGUGUUAUUCUAAAAAGGGCCUGCACGAUAAAGUUCUGGAAGACUGCGGGAUCGUUUUAAAGCUGAACGGGAACAAUUUCAGAGCUCUCUACCGGAGAGCGAGAGCCUUGAAGGAGCUGGGGAGGUACCAGGAGGCUUACGAUGCGGUGGCGAAAUGUUCCCUGGCGGUACCACAAGAUGAAAGCGUGAUAAAAUUAACUCAAGAGCUCGCUCAGAAGCUAGGAUUAAAAAUAAGAAAAGCCUACGUUCGAGCAAAACUUCCCGCCAACCCUGCCUCUGGAGUAGUGUCUAAUAAGGGCUCAAAUUCCUCUAUAGAAGAUAUUGAAUCAGAUUUUUCCAGUUGGAAGGAAAAGCCUCUUUCAUCCUCCUCCUCUUCCAGUUUUGCUCCCGACGUGUCCAGUGACCUGCCGCCGUUACCGGUCGCCUCUGUGGUGGGGCUUCCGGCCGAGAAGGGCUCGCUGCCUCGUGCCUCGCUGACCAACGGAGGCACCGUUUUUACCAUGCCCGAAAGCUGUUUAGACUGUGGGGACGGAGAUAUCAUCAUCGGAGACGAACUGGAUGAGUUGCUAGACUCGGUCUCUGACCCCGGUGAAAGCGUCAUGCCCAGCACCGUGGACAGAGGAGCCCUUCCCGUGGCCACCAUCGCCCCCAGCGUCCCUUUCUCCACUCCGCUGCUGGGGACUUUGCCGGUCGGAGCCGGGUUCGUUCCCGCCGCUGCCUUUUCUGAAAUGUAUUCCCAGCCCUUGGUUUCCUCCUUGGACAACUUUUGUUGUUUAAGUACUUUUUCAAUCAGUGAUUCUAAAAGAGAUCUACCCAGUUCUACUUCUAGAGACGGCACAUCAGCGUUAAACAGUAACUCUCCUCUUUUACUUAUGAAUGGGCCAACUAGCUUGUUUGGGUCUGAGAACUACGUUGGGAUUUCAGGUCCGGCUCGGAACGACUACUCGAGUGUCUUUAGCAGCAGCCCCACGACCGUGCCGGUGUCGGCGGCAUCCUCCCUGGUCGCGCGGAAUCCCCUGGAAGGCACCCACGAGCUCAGGCAGGCCUGCCCGCUGUGCUUUGUCAAAACAGGCCCUAAGUUGCUGGAUUAUACCUACCACCCCAGUCUAGAGCACAAAUGCAAGAAGGACAUUCUUAUUGGCAGAAUAAAGAACUCCGAAGAUAAAUCUUGGAAAAAAAUAAGGCCGAGGCCUACGAAGACGCAGUACGUGGGGCCCUAUUAUAUCUGUAAAGAUGUUGCUGCCGACGAGGAGUGUCGGUAUCCCGGCCACUGCACCUUCGCGUACUGCCAGGAGGAGAUCGACGUGUGGACCCUGGAGCGCAAGGGGGCCUUCAGUCGCGAAGCCCUCUUCGGCGGCAGUGGGAAGAUCAACCUGACCGUAUCCCGCCUCCUCCAGGAGCACCACGGACUGUUCAUGUUCCUUUGCGAGAAAUGUUUUGAACAUAAACCCAGAAUAAUCAGCAAAAGGAAUAAAGAUAACUCCGCGUCUUGUUCCCAUCCUGCUAUGCACGACUUCGAAGACAACAAGUGCCUUGUCCACAUCUUGCGAGAGACUACGGUAAAGUAUUCCAAGAUCCGACCUUUCCACAGUCAGUGUCAGCUGGAUCUGUGCAGGCACGAAGUUCGGUAUGGCUGUUCCAGGGACGACGAAUGUUUCUACGCUCACAGUCUCGUCGAGCUCAAAGUGUGGAUAAUGCAGAACGAGACAGGUAUUUCUCACGAGGCUAUUGUGCAAGAGUCCAAAAAAUAUUGGCAGAAUAUGGAGUCGAAUGCCCUUGGCGCCCAGAUUAUCAACAACCAAGCGAAGCACGGCUCCCUUAAUUUGAAAAUGAAGUUUGUCUGCGCCCAGUGCUGGAGAAACGGGCAAGUUAGUGAGCCGGACAAGAACAAGAAAUACUGUAGCGCAAAAGCGAGGCAUCCGUGGACCAAAGAUCGUCGGGUGGUGCUGGUGAUGUCGAAUGAGCGAAAGAAAUGGAUGACAAUUCGCCCCCUUCCCACAAAGAAGCAAGUGCCUUUGCAGUUUGAUCUGUGCAAUCAUAUUGCAUCGGGCAAGAAAUGUCAGUAUGUCGGGAACUGCUCCUUCGCUCACAGCCCUGAAGAGAGGGAGAUGUGGACCUAUAUGAAGGAAAACGGUAUUCAAGAUAUGGAGCAGCUGUACGAGAUGUGGCUGAAGAGCCAGAAGCCGGAAAAGGGGGAGGACCCUGCUGCUCAGACCAACAAGGAAAACGGGAAGCAAAUCCACAUGCCGACCGAUUAUGCCGAAGUUACGGUGGAUUUCCACUGCUGGAUGUGUGGGAAGAACUGUAACAGCGAGAAGCAGUGGCAAGGCCACAUUGCCUCCGAAAAGCAUAAGGAGAAAGUAUUCCAUACGGAGGACGAUCAGAACUGCUGGCAGCAUCGUUUUCCAACGGGAUAUUUCAGUCUUUGUGACAGGUAUAUGGCCGGCGCUUGUGCGGAGGGAAACAAUUGUAAAUUUGCCCACGGGCCUGCGGAGCUCCGGGAGUGGGAAGAGCUAGGCAGGUUCUACGAAUGAAGCUGAACAAAGCCCGAAAAGACCACUUGAUUGCUCCGAACGAUAAUGACUUUGGAAAAUAUAGUUUUUUGUUUAAAG
Messenger RNA from Gekko japonicus, 2901 nucleotides. RefSeq names its product zinc finger CCCH-type containing 7A (gene ZC3H7A). The record is from RefSeq and is a predicted model, not a curated record. Lineage: Eukaryota; Metazoa; Chordata; Lepidosauria; Squamata; Gekkonidae. Gene Ontology annotation, molecular function: metal ion binding; miRNA binding; protein binding. Gene Ontology annotation, biological process: miRNA processing. The transcript has 22 exons. Bases 1 to 2823 code for a protein of 940 amino acids.